UCGCCGCUGCGGCCGGGAGGCAUCGCUCCCUCCUCCCACCCCCUCCCCGCGGCCCUCGUGCCUCCAUCCCCGCCCCCCGCUGGAGACCGACGUUCUCGACGCGGCCUGGGAGCCGCCUCCAUCCCGCGAGGAGACGGCCGCCCCCUGCCAGGCGCCGCUUCGCCAGCCACGCGCGAGCCCGCGAUCAGGAGAGACGAGCGCCGGCGCUGAGACGCUGCUGACACUUCCCGCCCCAUCAGGAGAGAGACGGACCCACCCCGCGCCGGCCCCGCUUCGCAGCCGACAGCCUCGGGGGACGCAGCCGCCGCCGCGGCCACGACAAAGACAUGAAGAUCAAGGAUGCCAAGAAACCAUCUUUCCCAUGGUUUGGUAUGGACAUUGGGGGAACCCUGGUGAAACUUGCAUACUUUGAACCAAUUGAUAUCACUGCAGAAGAGGAGCAGGAGGAAGUUGAAAGCUUGAAGAGUAUCCGCAAAUAUUUGACUUCCAAUGUAGCCUAUGGAUCCACUGGCAUCCGAGAUGUCCACCUUGAAUUGAAAGACUUGACACUUUUUGGCCGAAAGGGAAACUUGCACUUUAUUCGAUUCCCAACUCAUGACUUGCCUACUUUUAUUCAAAUGGGAAGAAAUAAAAACUUUUCAACGCUACACACAGUGCUUUGUGCCACAGGAGGUGGUGCUUAUAAGUUUGAAGAAGACUUUCGCACAAUUGGAAACCUGCAGCUGCACAAACUGGAUGAGCUUGACUGCCUUGUCAAAGGAUUGUUGUAUAUAGAUUCAGUCAGUUUUAAUGGCCAGGCAGAGUGCUAUUACUUUGAAAAUGCCUCAGAACCUGAGAGAUGCCAAAAGAUGCCUUUUAACCUGGAUGACCCAUACCCACUGCUGGUUGUAAACAUUGGUUCAGGAGUCAGUAUUUUAGCAGUCCAUUCCAAAGACAACUACAAGAGAGUAACUGGAACAAGUCUAGGUGGAGGGACCUUUUUAGGUUUAUGCAGUUUAUUAACUGGCUGUGAAAGUUUUGAAGAAGCUCUUGAAAUGGCAUCCAAAGGGGAUAGUACACAUGCUGACAAGCUGGUCCGUGAUAUUUAUGGAGGAGACUAUGAACGAUUUGGCUUGCCAGGAUGGGCAGUAGCAUCUAGUUUUGGGAAUAUGAUCUACAAAGAGAAGAGAGAAUCUGUUAGUAAAGAAGACCUGGCUAGAGCCACAUUGGUUACCAUCACCAAUAAUAUUGGGUCUGUAGCACGGAUGUGUGCUGUUAACGAGAAAAUAAACAGAGUUGUCUUUGUUGGCAAUUUUUUACGUGUGAAUACUUUGUCAAUGAAGCUUCUUGCAUAUGCACUGGAUUACUGGUCAAAAGGCCAGCUAAAAGCUCUGUUCCUAGAACAUGAGGGGUAUUUUGGAGCUGUUGGUGCUCUUCUCGGGUUGCCGAAUUUCAGCUGAAGAACCAGAUGUCUUUACGCUGAGCUGCUUUCCACUUGGAUGACAUUACUGCAUCGUUUAAAUCAAUGGGAACCAAAGGAAAAAAGCAGUGGUUUUACUGUAAAUGUUUUUAAAUUUAAACGUGGUAAGCUGCUGGAUAUUGCCAUUUUAAAGAAGUGGAAUCUUACCAUGUUGGGCAUUUAUAAGUAAAAUAUUAGAGGGGUUUGUUUGUUUGUUUGUUUGAUGUACUCCAGUACACAUAACCAGUAUUGAACUUUUAAUAUGCAAUACAUCCUCUGAAAAACAAGCUUCCAAAAGAGAGAAUUCCAGCUCCUUAUGCGUCUGGCACUUAAAAUAUUUUGGGCUUUAAUGCUAAGCAAAUCUGUUUUGUAUGUAAUCUGGUGUAGGUGGUUUAUUUUAAUCUAUUUGUUUUAGUCCUUGUUUGCCUUGUUCUAACAGCAGAAUUUCCUUUGUACGUUUCAAAACAUUGACUUAAAAAAAAAAACAGGGUGCCAUCAACAAAAGGAAAAAGGAAAGUUGUAUGCAUUUUAAAAAUGGCUUCUUACAUUAAGGACAGUAAAGUGUUAUGACAUUAAACACAUUUCACUGAUCAUGGUAUUUGAUAUAAAACAGGGAGGAAAUAAAAAAUCUCUGCCUUGUAAGCAAAAAGCAGAGAAGGGCAGUAGCAGCUACUACUGCAACUCCAUUUUAUCUGUGUUUCUGAGAUAUGGUUGCUCAAAUAGGCAGCACAUGGGGAAUCUUGGCAAGACCAUCUCUCUGAAUUAGGUUUGAGUCAAAGAACAGCAAGGCUUUAGAAUGGACCUGUCUAGAUUAAGCAGACUUUUGAUUUCUACCAUUUUCACUAUCAAAUCCACCAUAAAACCUGGCACAGUUUAUAGAAUCUACCCAAAAGAGACCAAGGACUAAAAUAGCAGUAGUGUUAAAGUUUGUAAAUCUGAAGUGUCGAUCAUCUUUCUGAGUAAUCAUGCAUAGCUUCAAUUCCUUUUUUACUGGUUUGAAGGAUGGUUAGUUCUUUAUUUUUUGUGAGAUGUAAUCUCAACUUUGAGUUUAUUAAAAAUUAACAAUAUUUUUAUACAUGUAUUUGGAAUUGGAGGUUUGUUUACAAUGGUUUCAGAGUUUGUAUUGCAAUGUCAAAAGGACCAGUAUUCAGUACACUUGGCAAUAAUUGGAACUGCGUAUUGAACUGUGGCCUUGGGAUGAAUUCCAUAUUUUGUAACUAGUCCUUUUUUGCCUGAAUAUUUCGUUCUCACAGUGGUUAAAAAAUUUACAGUAGUGUAUUUACUGUGAUGUCUAGUGCUGCCGUGAGAUGAGCUACUAGAUUAGAAAGACCAUUUCAGAGAUCGUCAGCUAUGUGCUAGCAUAUUUAGUGUCUCUAAUAAGAAAUGUCCAGCUUUAUAGUACAUUAAUGAGAGAGGUUUUCUCUUUUGAAUCUAAAGGAAACAUCAGAAUAAAAUUUACUGAUAAAUUAGAUUUUCAUGUUUAUAAAUGAGUGUUAAUCUAAAAAAAUAAAAUAAAAUGAAAAAGAUUAAUAAACAAUUCCAGAACAUUGCUAUAUUCCAUUAUAGCAGCAUCUGAAUUUUUAACCAUUUUCCCUAACCCACAAUGUACACAGAAAGGAUUGAAUGUACUAGGUAAAACUUGUCUUUCUAUUCUUUAAGUUGAACUCCUUUUAAACUGGAGAUUUUAGAAAUUCCUAAAGUCCCAAAGUGCAAUGAUUUGUACCAAUAGCCACUUUAUUCAACUUGGAACAGUGCCAACUUCAGACAUAGUUUGAUUGUUGUUGCUGCUGGGUACUGAAGGCAGAUAUCCAUUUUGAAUAUAUUGAAAUAUUGCUUCAGUUGGAGAAUGAGGUUUUCCAUUUUCUAAGUGAUCCUAUUUUUGAAGGCUAUCUUCAGUCUGUGAAGCAGAUGAGCACAUCUUGAGUAACGUGUUCUCUAAAAGCUGCUACAAGUUUCAAGCUAUGACAUAGUACAAGAAGUAUGAUGGUUUGUAACGAUAGUUCAUUAAAAUACAUUUAUUCUAUAAGUUUUCCACAAAGGAAAAUGUUUUUGUAGAUUUAUUGUAGUAACCUCAUAUAGAGUUUCACAUCCUAUAUUCAUGGCAUUCUUAGAUGUUGGAGCACCUCUGUCUCAUGCUUCUUGCAGUUUCUUGCAAGAAACAGUUCAGCUAGUCCAGAUAAAUGCUGAGAUUAAUUUAUUCUCUAUAUAUCCUGUAGUACUGGAACACAACCUAAGAAUUGUUUUUGAAAUAGUAAUUAAAAGUAAUUUAUAUAUACUGACCAGCAGAUAUGAAAGUAAGAUUUAGUUGCAACUUUCCUUUUCCAGUCUAGUCUUUUUAGGAAGUCUAUCUAACAGAGAAAUUACCCUGGUCAAUUCAGGACACAAUUAAUCAGUUCUGGAAUAACAGACAGAACAUGUUGACAAUUUAGGAAUAAACUUCUUCUCUUGAACUUGAAAAAGAUGGCUUCCGUUCUAUAGUUCCAUCAGUAUGAUUAUGUUGACCUCUCCAAAAAAUACCAGAAAAGUUUUCUGCCCCUAAUCUACAAUAUGGGUAAUUCACAUCAAUAAGGAUUAUUUUCAGGAAAGUUUUUGCGAUGUGUUUGGUUCUUUCAAAACAGAAAAUUUGAUGCCCCUUUUGUCAUCCAAGUUGGUAGACAUUACAGAUAUCUAUACUGAGAUCGAGAUUUAUAGAUAUAUACACAUACAAGUGCGGAGGCUGCUCCAUUGCACUGGAAUUCUGGUGUGUUGGAGCAGUCUCGAUUAAUUGAGUCUGCUGGAGCAUGGUAAUUAUUGCGCUCCAGCUGCUUCCUGAGUCUCAUGCAUCAGCGUCCCUGCACUUAAAAUUGGCAGCAGGGACACUUAAACUAAAGUUCAUUCAAGGAGCUUUAGUUCAAAUGCCGCCGCCACCUUUUUUAAGCACAAGGAUGCUAAUACACGAGACGCAGAGGUGCCUUAAUUAGAGGGGCUCUUGAAGUCACUCUAAUUAAAGCUCCACCACUGCCACCACGACCCCUGGAGCAUGUAUAAAAGUGCCCUAUGAGAUUAGCGUUAGAUCUUUUCAUCUGGAUUCCUAUGUACAGUGCAAAAGUCUGUACUCGCUGUACAGCAAAGUGAUUUGAUUCUUCAUAUUUGCUGUUCUUACUUCACAUUUAAUAUUUCUUCCUCGGAGCUAGUCAAUGUCCUUUUGCUGUAAACUAAAUCAAGUAGCAGCUGAAUCUAGCAGAGGAAGCGCAGCAAAUGCUUUUUCAAAUGUACAGGUUUUCUGAACUGCUCUCUCUUCAAGUGGGACCAUUUCCUUCACCUUUAAAGGAAGAAGCAAGCUCAUUCUGAAUGUAGUAACACCCAGAUAAAGCAACCACAUGAGUGCCUUUCAUUUCUCAUAUGGUGCCAACAAUGCUGGAUUUGCUAGCUCUGGAACUUAAUGCAGGAGCAUUCCUGGCAAUAGUUCUACUGUUUUCAUUCUGUAACACUUACUAAAGAUGUCAACAAUAAUACUUUUAUCAGCAUUGUAAAUGAUCUCUCAGACCUGACACAGAACAGUCAGGAAGAUGAUACAAGUUUGUUGGUCUCCUGGCAAACUAUUCUACUUUUGUUGAAAUAAUUACUUAAACUAGUCUCUUUUCAUUCAUCCCUCUCAUUUGGCCCUGCCCCAGGUGUCACUUCUGACUUUAAGAGGUCAUUGUCUCUCUGCAGUGGUGUUAACUUUUUAGCCACCUAAGUUUAGCUAUUUCUAUAUCAGACACUUCAUUUUUAUAUGAAAAUACCGUUAUGGUCUGGCUGGUAUGGCUAGAAAAUCUUUAACUACUUCAAAAACCUUUCCAAAUCUGCUUAAGGGAGCUAACCACUUUAAAUGAGAAGCAAUAUUGCUCUGGUGCAUUUUGGACUGUUAACACAUUGGGGGAAAUAUAGCAUUUCUGUAAGUAUUUUUAUGCUGAGUCCUUUUUAAUGAAUCCAGUAGAUUGUUGCCACUUGCACAAACAACUUCCUAGAAGGGCUCAUUAAAUUUAGACUCUAGGAGAGAGUAGCAGUAUGGAUAACCUUUCUUUCCCUUUUUAUUCUUUUAAGAGCUUUGGCAGAGGUCCUCAGAGGUACUUAGGCACCUUUGAGGAUGUCAGCCUUUUUUCUUUGAUUUGCAUACUUCCAGCAACGAAGUAUCCAUAAGGUCCUGUCAGCUCUUCAUAAAAUACCUUCUGGCACUAUUUAAAUUAAUGGCAUUAAUAGAGUUAGAAGCUAGGUUGUACUAUUAGCUUAACCUGUGUGUUAAAAAUUGAAGAGAAGUGUAACUAUGGUCCUUCUAAAGGUAUUAUUAGGACUGUUAAUCUUAUUUGAGGAGUUACGUUUCUCUUGCUUUUAAGUGGUGGUUAGUACGUAUCCUGUAUAUCUAGGUUGAGGUAUUCCUUGUUCUUUUAGCAUGGAGAAAAUAGUCUUUGUUACACCACAGCUUUUACACAUUUUGGACCUACAUUGGUUCAGGAAAAAUAUAUUUUUUAGAAACUGGUCCAUUCCAAAUAAUGGUGGCAAUAAAUUAUAUUCCCUAAAUGUUUCAGGAAAGCAGUGAGAGUUUGUUUUCAUAUAAUUCAAGUGCUUUCAUUUGGAGCAAAAUAAUCUGUGUUCCCUAAAGUGUCCAGUGUCUCUUAUGUAAUUAUUCAGCUUGCACUCAUGCCUUUGUACUGCUGUAUAAGUAUAUUGCAUUCAUUAUGCACCCUCUGAAAUAACCGAUAUUGUAAGAAGAUAAGAGAGCACAAUUCUGAACAGAAUCAAAGACUAGACAAUUUUGUUUAGCAUUUAAAGCAAAAAAAAAGUAUUGUGUGUGUGUCAGUACAGCUAAUUAGGUACAAUCCACUAUUUCUCCUGCAACUAUUGAACCCAUAAUGAAGGUACCUUUUAACAUGAUAAUGUUUUCCUUAUGAAGCAGGCUUCUUCAUCCUUCCUACAAAUAUAUAUAUUUUUUAAAUCAAAAAAUAUAUAGAGGAGGAAUUAACAAAAACGUUGUGUAAGAUUUAAGUGUUUGACUCAGACACACAUGGGUUAUAGUACAAAAGCAAGCAAACAUGUUAUAGAAACAAUAACUGAAGUGAAGUUUUGCGAGACCUCGGUUUUAGGCCACACCAUAGUGGAAGGGUAACUUUUAGCUUGCUGUGCUUACAGUUUGGGAGUCAGUUAGCUAAAUCUGCAGAAACAAAGUUUGUAUUUGAGAUGGAGCUAAUAUGGAGGACCACAAAUGCCUUAUGCAGUCUACUGGGGUUAUUCCCCAGUGAUAUUCCACAAUGUUCUCAAAUGCCCUGUGUAUCAGUUAUAAUAUGGCUUCUGUUAAUACAUUCCAAAGACUGUUACCAAUAUUCUAUAAUCCAUAAUAAAAAAUCUUUAGUGAAGUCUUUUAAUAAAGAAAACAAAAGUCUGCAAGCGAGGCUAUUUGGCAAGUUGCUAACCUGCUCACACUUGAUGUGUAUAGAACACUGUAACAACCAGCCCUCCUGGAAACAUCAAGAGAUGUGCUAACGGAAGAAUAUUUAAGUAAUCCUGGUUGUUUAAUGGAGUGCCAAGCCCUGCACACACUGUAGAUAUCCAAAUAGCCUGAUGACUUAAGUAGGUACUACCUUAAGCAGUAAUGAGCAAGAUUAGGCUCCAAGGUCUUCUCAAAUGUAGUUAAAUGGAGAACACAGUAAUGCCACUUUGCAUAUUACUGCUGGUGCUAAAUCACUUGUUGAAAAAUUUAAAAUCUAAAUACAAGUUGUAAAUACUAUGUUUAUGACCUGGUCCUUUUGACUGACUUGAAAUUUAUCACUCAGAUUUCUUCUGGCCUUAUUUCAAGCUUACCUUUUUAGUUUAUAUUCUGUGGUUCAUUAAUGUCGAAAGUCAUUUGUGGGAUGGGCUUUCUAUGCUGCUUUCUGUAAAGCAGGUAACAUUUAGUUUGUGUAUUAUAUCAGAUCAUCUUCCAUUUCUAGAUUUCAGUUGUAAGAGUAGUUUAGGUAUUAAUCUUACAGUUUACCAUCCAUUGUCACUGUAGCUGUUUAAAGUAAAAACAGUUCUUAGUACCACCUGUAAUGGUUUGACAUACAUCCUUUGUUAAUUCUUCAAAAAGUAUGGCCAUAACUGUAAGCAUUUUUGUUUGAAAAUUGUAAAUAUAUGUAUUUAAAACUACUUUUAAAGAUGAAAUGUUAAAUUGGUCCUAUCCAUAAGAGAAUCUAAAAUAUGGAAUACAAAUUGUUAGUUUAGAGUCGUAUAUUUUAAUUUUAAUUAAACAUUUUCACAAUUUCAUAGGUAUAAAUUUUAGACCAUUGUAAAUACAAAGACUUGGAACAGUUGCAUUAAUUCAGAUUUGAAAAAGAGUUGUGAAUGAAAACAUGAAGAAAUUUUAUGUUACAAUGCCAAGAAGCUCAAAAGUAAUGGGGUUGAAUAUUUGGGUAUUUGAAUUAUGAUGGAGAAUAAGGAAAAUUUUGUUUUGAUAGGCAGCAUCAUCUUUUUUUUUACACUGGUCGUAAUAGGACUUUUGGCAUUUUAAUCAUACAUAUUUUUAUCUUGGUUGUCAAGCAAUUGUCUUGCAGCAUGCAGACCACCUAAUGACCAAAUCGUAAUUUCAGAGGGAGGCAGGAGGAAUUUGGGGGUUAGCAGCGAGGUUGGUUCUUUAUCAGAAGGGAUGGCACAUUCAUAAAUUGCAAACCCAUGUGGAGAAGACUUUCUUCUAUGAGCCAUUUUGGUUCAGUUGCCUUAUUCUAUUGCAUUGUACUCAUGUUAUGUCUCAGCUUUUUUUGUUUACUGUUCUGACACUGAAGAUGUGAUGUAAAAAAAUGUAUGAUGUGAUGCAAAUUUUAUUUGUAAAAUUACUAAAUUAUACCUUUAUGUAAUCUAUAAUACAUCUCUUGUAAAUUGUUUAAUUUAUUUUUCAUUUUAUAGAUGCUCAUUACUGAAUGUACAGAAUAGAUUUCUUUAAUAUGUCACUAAGUCUUUUUGUUGUGGCCAAGCUGUGGCCAAUACUGUAAUUCAUCCCCAUUAAAACUGUAUAAAUCUUAACUGCCUGUUUGCAUGAUUGAAGUUUGAAUUUAAUUUACUUAUUCAUACUGCCAUAAACCAAUUUCAGUAUGUUGGGCCUACUUUUUAUAGUUUAUUUUCCUGGUUUUGUUAAUGUUUGUUCUGUAUGAAUGUUGAAACAGUACUUUUGUCUUACUUUUCCUAAUAAAUAACUCCAGGUUGUUCA
Molecule: messenger RNA, 8633 nt
Organism: Alligator sinensis (Chinese alligator)
Lineage: Eukaryota; Metazoa; Chordata; Crocodylia; Alligatoridae
Gene: PANK3
Product: pantothenate kinase 3
Exons: 7
Coding region: 327-1439 (370 amino acids)
Biological process (GO): coenzyme A biosynthetic process
Cellular component (GO): cytosol; nucleus
Molecular function (GO): pantothenate kinase activity; ATP binding
Source: RefSeq, a predicted model, not a curated record